UUACGCCGACGUUAGGGGCGGAGAAAGAGGGGCGACUCUAAUGGCGUAUAGCAGUCUGACCGAUCCAGCUCUCCACAAAUAAACAACAGCAGUACUUCACGGUCUGGCCUAAUUUGUGCUUUUGUUAGUUGUACCGCGCUGCAGCCGCGCUUUGCGCUUUUGCUCAUUGAGCAGAUCGCCUGGGCUUCUAUUUAGCGGCUUCUCGGAGCACAGAGGCCCAGAGGAAAGACGGCGGAUCGAGAAUAUGUAACAAACAUCAACAUGACGUCCAGAUUUAGUAAAACAUAUACACGGAAGGGAGGAGAGGCCAGCUCGAAGUUUGAUGAGGUGUUUUCUAAUAAGAAAGCUACGCUUAGCACCAAAUGGGGAGAGACCACCUAUAAGGCACAGUUGGGGGUCAAACGGCCCUCGUUCAAGCCAGAGGUUCCUGAGCUGACUAAACGACCCCGCUUUGAUGAUGACGACAGCUCAGAGGACCCCUUUGGCUUUGAUAGUGAUGAAGAAUCCAAAACGGUCACAUUCAGAGGUACUCCACAAUCUGAGACUGGCUCAGAUGCAGCAGGAUCCGGGAACGAGCAGCUGAAGGCCCAGACAGAAAAGCUCAGUCACGGCACAGCGGUGACUGCUGUGGGUACUUCCACCUUGGGCAGCAGCCCAAACAUCAGCACCGGGGUGGUUGGUAUUAAUAGCCCAGCUACAACAUAUCCAACCUCAUUGCAUGGCAGUGCAGGAGCCUGGAGCAGAUCCAGUGUGACCGUAAGCAAACCAGUCUCCCAGAUCUCCAGCUUAAAAACCCACAGUAGAACCAUCUCUGACUGGGACUCUUUCGGGGAGGACUCUCCUCCAGGGGCCGGCGAGGGGAGUUCUACCCAGGCUGGAAACUCUUCAGAUGGGCUCAAGAGCUCAGAACAGUGCCCUGAUGAACCUGAACCUCCAGUGGAACCUGUUGACUUUGAGCAGCUUCCUCUUCUUAAACCAUCCAGCGACAGAGUGUACCGACGGCCACGGAAUAAAGAGACGGAUAGUUCUGGAGCCGGUGAUGCACCAGUUCCUGCUGUGACUUCAACACCAGCCUCUGCGCUGGUGAAGAGUGCCCCUGCAGGGGUUGCUGGGAGUUCAGAGGUCAAGCCCGCAGGUCGGGGCCGUGUGAGGGACUACACGGUUCUUCACCCGUCCUGUGUGUCCGUGUGUAACGUGACUAUCCAGGAUUCAGUAGAAAGGAGCGUGGAUGAUUUUGCCAGCCCAGUGCAAGCUGACAUAGGAGAGGCAGGAACCUUCCGGAGGAAAUCCGACACACAACCUUCCAAACCUACGAGGUUCAGACCUGCUCAAAGUAAAAGUAAAAAGGAGACAAAACUGGAGUUUUUUGGCUUUGAGGAGAAUGAGGCUCAGGACGCAGAUGGAGACGCCACUGCAUCCGGCAGCACCAGCUACAAGAUCAAAUACUUUGGUUUUGACGACCUGAGUGAGAGUGAUAGUGAGGAUGAAGACGACUUAGCUGCUAAAGAGAAAAAGAGGAAUAAGAAAGCAGAGACGGAAGCUUUGACAAGCAGCGUGGGCAGUCCCCAGAUCAGCGACUCGCAAGAGAGUCAACAGAGUCAAAGCAGCCUAAGUACAGAUUCUCAGGAGUCGCUGGAUGAGACAGGAGAUACAGGCUCACAGAAGGAACGACAUGGAAAGCAAACCGACAGAUCAAAGGAGAUCGGACGCAAGAUCUUCAGCAGGCCAAAAAAAUCUCCUGCUAAAGCCGUUUAUAACGCUCGUCACUGGAAUCAACCCGAGCCGGAGGAAGUGCCGCCUUCUGCUUCCUCUCAUACUUUGGCUGUACCUAAGGCCAGUGUGUCCAGCAGCAGCAAAGACACAAACUCUCAUAAAGAUGAUGGAGUGUUUAAAGCUCCACCCCCUCCACCCAAAGUCAUUAAGUCUGUCACUAUCCCCACUGAGCCAUACCAGGACAUCGUCACUGCACUAAAAUGCAGGACGGAGCACAAGGAGUUGUACACGGUGGUCCAACAUGUGAAGCACUUUAAUGACGUAGUGGAGUUUGGGGAGAAUCAGGAGUUCACUGAUGACUUUGAUUAUCUGGAGACGGGCUUGAAGAGCACACAACCCCUCAACACACGCUGCCUUAGUAUAAUCAGUCUGGCCACACGCUGUGCCAUGCCCAGCUUCCGCAUGCACCUGAGGGCCAGAGGGAAGGUGGCCCAGGUCUUUAAGAUGCUCAGUGAUGCCCAACAACACCCGAACCUGGCUCUUUGCACAGCAUCUCUAAUGUACAUACUGAGCCGAGACCGGCUAAAUAUGGACCUGGACCGGUCCUGUCUGGAGCUGAUGAUCAGGCUGCUGGAACUAGAGCAGGAUGACUCCGUAGCAGACCAGUUAACAGCUAAAGAGAUGAGCCGGGUUAAACAGAAGAUCCGCAAACUCUGCGAAACAGUCCACAACAAACAUCUGGACCUAGAAAACAUCACAACUGGACACUUAGCGAUGGAGACAUUACUGUCACUGACAUCGAAGCGAGCCGGAGACUGGUUUAAGGAAGAACUGCGCUUACUUGGGGGUCUGGACCACAUUGUAGAUAAAGUGAAAGAGUGUGUUGAGAACUUGAGUAGAGAAGAAGAUAAAGAGAGUCUGGUGGCGUCACUUUGGGGAGCAGAGCGCUGUUUACGAGUUCUGGAGAGUGUGACAGUCCAUAAUCCUGAGAACCAGACUUAUCUGAUCGCCUACAAGGAGUCCCAGCUCAUCGUAUCCUCAGCAAGGGCCCUGCGGCAUUGUGAGCAGAUGAUACAGCGCUACAGCCGAGAGGUCUCUUCACCGAGCUCCGCCCUCCUGCAGAGUAGUCAUAGCAACGUGGGCAAGGCCGUGGAGGAUUGUAUGAGAGCUGUUAUCGGAGUUCUGCUCAACCUCACACAUGAUAACGAGUGGGGCAGCACUAAAACAGGUGAGCAGGAUGGCCUCAUACAGACAGCUCUGGACUCUGUUCUGAAGGUCCCACGCUAUUUGCCUCAGGAGCAGAGAUUCGACAUCCGUGUCCUGGGUCUGGGUCUGCUGAUAAAUCUGGUGGAGUACAGUGCCAGAAACAGACACUGUCUGGUGGAGAUGGACCUGGACUUUAGCUACAUGAUCAAGAUGGAGGUACACGUGAAGUCGGAGAAUGACGUGAAAACGGAAGGAGAGGAGGAGAGUAAGGCGGACGGACAAAAAACGAAUCAAACCGAGUGCGAGAAGGGACCCGCGACAGUAAAGUCAUCAAACGCGCUGGCUGCUCUAGUUCAGCUCUUUCUUGAACGGGAACAAGCAGCAGUGCUAGCUGAGGCACAGACCGAUGACCUCAUAAGUGAGGCGCCCAAAUCUCAGGCAGACCAGAGUGGGGAGUGGAAAGAAACAUCUGGAGAGAUCCAGUGGGUGGCCUCGGAAACCAACGACACAAAUGACAAGAAAGAGGAGGAGGAAGAGGAGCUUGACCUCAAUAAAGCUCUGCAGCAUGCUGGGAAACACAUGGAGGACAGCAUUGUGGCAUCAUACUCCGCUCUUCUUCUUGGGUGUUUAUGUCAGGAGAGUCCGAUGAAUGUGAAAAUCGUACGGGAAAACCUUCCCAAGGGAGAUUUCUCUAUCAUGACUGAAAUGCUGAAGAAAUUCCUUAAUUUCAUGAACCUGACGUGUUCUGUCGGAACCACGGGACAGAAAUCUAUUUCACGGGUGAUUGAUUAUUUGGAGCACUGUUAGCAGAGGUGUCGUAUUUCCACCUCUUCUGUGGGUUAAAUCUGGACCUGGCCACGUGCCUUAGGCCCUUCAGGACUAGAAACAACAGAUCCGGUGGUAAAGGUGGUUAAGUGUCGCUACAGUCACCUGAGUGGCUCACUGCAGAGACUUUCAUGUUCUGUUUUUUUUCCUCUUUCUUUUCGCUUGUUUUUACAUUGUGUGUUUUUCAAAUGCUGUCUCUUUCUCUCAUACUCACACACGUACACACACUCGGCUGUGUUUGCUUAAUAUUUGGUUUUUGAAGCACUGAUUCUCAUGUAAAAAACAAACAUGAUUUUAAGAUGGUUGUCCUUGUUUGUAGUGUAAAGAUUUACACUAAACCUAGUAACUUAUUGAUAUUUCAAACACUGAGGGCUGAGGCUUUGUUCACACUGCAUGCAAAUCCGCUUUGCUUUUCAAAUCUGAGUUUUAGGCCAGACUGUUUACACAUGUAAGAGAAUUUAUUACACAGUAACAAGAGUUGUAGAAACUGGUAACUUUGCCUCUGCUCAUGACAUGACACAAGCAUCGAGAGGCAUUUUGUGUGUUCAGGAAUAUAUCCUAAAAUAUUAUUUUUCAUGUUUUUAAAAGAAGUCCCUUAUGCUCACCAAGGCUGCAUUUAUUUGGUCAGAAAAACGGUAAUAUUAUUAGAAUUAAAAAUAAGUGCGUUCUAUAUGAAUACAUUUAAAGAUAUAGUUUAUUCUUGUGAUGGGAAAGGUGAAUUGUCAACAGUAAUUUCUUCAACUUUUUAAUUGAAUGCAUCCUUGCUGAAUAAAAUAAUUAUUUUAUAUAUAUAUAUAUAUAUAUAUAUAUAUAUAUAUAUAUAUAUAUAUAUAUAUAUAUAUAUAUAUAUAUAUAUAUAUAUAUAUAUAUAUAUAAAAAAAAAGGAAUUAUACUGGAGUCUGGUCCCAAAUUUUGAACCGAAGUGUACAUGUUGUUUGCUGUUGAAAGUAGACUCUAAAAAUAAUAAUAAUAAUAAUAAAGCUAAUUGAGUCAGAUGUGCAAAAAAAUAAAAAUAGAAUAAUGAUUUUGCUGCCAGUCUGAAGAAAGCCUAAGAUGCCUAACGAACCAAAGACAAAGACCUUGCGAACAUGACACCGUGGAUUCCUGUAGGGAUUCUUGUAGUCCUGCUCACAAAGUGUUUAAUGAUUAUGAGAUGUUUAAUGUUCAUAUAUCAAACGUUUCUUUCACAUUUAUACUGAAACCAAGCUAUUAUGUUUGAUUUCUGUAAAAACUACACACUAAACAAAAUGUUUUGGUGAUUUUUAUCUGGAUAUCAAGGGAAGAAUUGUAGGGGGCUCUGGCAUAUUUUCAUUGCUUCUUUGAUCUUCCAGUGGCGUCUGCAGUUUAAAUACUUCUCUGUGUGAAGAAUCACCAUCUUACAUUACCCUUGGAAAAAAGUUUUUUUUUUUAAUUCAUAAUGUUUCUUUGAUUAGUUUUGGAGACUGUGCUGUGUGAGGUCCAUUUCAAUGUAAAAAAAAAAAAAAAAAAAACGGUACUUAAAAAUGCUUUUCAAGUGUUUUAGUGCGUUCAUGACUCAAAUCAAAAUGCUCAUCCUUUGUUAAUUUAAUUAUGAUCUAAAUAGCAUGGAAUUGAGAUUUAUUGUUUUAUAAUUUUAUGAAUUAUUUUCUUUAUCUUUUGAUGUGAUUUCAGAUUUUUUUUUCUUAAUUAUGUUUCAGACAUUUUUAAUUCCAUCCUGUGUAUGUCUGCAGAAUGGCUGGAAGCUGCUGAAAGGUCUUCAAGAAAAAAAAAAAAAAAAAAAAAACUAAACAAAAGACAGUGCAUACUUUUUCAGACCGAACUAAGCAAAAGUGUCUUCUAUUCCUGUCAGAUCUUUGCUGAAGCAGAGCCAUAUGUAGUAAAGCUUGUUCUAUUUUGUAAAACUGAAGCAAGUUUUACGAUAAGUUAAUUUACAGAUCUGAAUUAAUUUUUCUUUCAAUUGUACAUAUUUCUGUACAUAUUUGAUGUUAGACUGCUAGACUACUUUCACCAACUUUUCUUCGUUUUAUACGUUCCCCCCUUAUUGCAUUAUUUUAGAUAAAUUUUAAAUUACAAUUACAAGAAAUAUAUAAAUAUUAUAUAUAUAUAUUAAUGGAAACGAUUUGUACCAUUUUCCAGGAUGUUGUCUUUGGUUACAAUGUAAAUAAUUUGACCUUGAAUAAAUACUUGCUACUUUCA
Carassius gibelio (silver crucian carp) is the source of this 5919-nucleotide messenger RNA. RefSeq names its product wings apart-like protein homolog. NCBI's taxonomy places the organism in Eukaryota, Metazoa, Chordata, Actinopteri, Cypriniformes, Cyprinidae. The transcript has 20 exons. The coding region runs from base 262 to 3726 and encodes 1154 amino acids. Gene Ontology annotation, biological process: regulation of chromosome condensation. The record is from RefSeq and is a predicted model, not a curated record.